Coffea arabica (coffee) is the source of this 1477-nucleotide messenger RNA. Lineage: Eukaryota; Viridiplantae; Streptophyta; Magnoliopsida; Gentianales; Rubiaceae. The record is from RefSeq and is a predicted model, not a curated record.
AACCUGAAUCCUAAGAAACAACGGAGACAGAGGAAUCCUUGCCAUUCUCUUCUUCUUCUUUCUCUCUGUCUCUGUUCAAUUCAUUCUCGGGUUAUUUCUCUUGUCACGAAUUUAUUCUUGAUCAAAUAUACACGCUUAUCUAUUUAUAUAUACAUAUCAGCAUGGCAUCCAUGCCUUUGCGGGCUAAAUCUGUACAUAAUUUAGAAGAUUUACGAAGCUGUUGCUUCGGCAAUACUCAAUCUUUGAUGCCUAACAAGGGUUUUGUGAAUUUUUAUAGCCGGAGCAGGGAUCAUCAAAAUCAGAUUUGCCAAGCACCCCGGCUUAGUAUUAGUUCUGCUGCUGCCUCUGCUUCGGUUGUAAAUAAUAAUACUAACGAUUGUAGUUGCAGCAGCAGUACUCAUUUAUCUGUAUUUAAUCCUCAUUCAGCUUCAAUUUAUAACAAUGCUUGUAUUUCUUCCAAAAAUAAGAAAAGGGUGUUUGAUAAGGAGGAAGGUGAUGUUUCUGGGAAUCUUGAUCGCUGGGUUAAAGAAUCCGUUGCCGAGAUAUUGAAUAACCUUGAUGAAGCACCUUUUCUUGUGCACAUCUACUCUGAUGGCGAAGAGGCAUCUGUAUCCACAAGCAACACCAGAUUAGUGAAAGAGAAGGCAGAUGCACAGAGCUGGCCCCGUAUCAAAGGAAGAUGGGGUGGAGGUCGCCCCUCUCCGAGUGGCAUUAUCUUGGUCGAAGAAAUGAGCACUGAAGACGCUCUUAGCUCUGAUGGUGAAUGCCUUGGAAGUUCGGGAAUGGAUUAUGAUUCGGGUUCUUCUUCAACCAAAGUAUGGGGUAUACUGAUUCAAGGCAAAGGUUCAACUUGCCCUGCUUGUUACAUCCUGAAAACUUGCCGAGUGAGGUCUAUUGCAGGGUUCUGCACUCACUUUUGUUUGGUUAGAGUGAAGUGCUUCUUUGAAAGUGUAGAUAUACAGCUCAAGAAAUUGUGGCUGGUGUAAACAUCUUAUUCUCAGUGUUCAAUUUAUUGAAUCAAAUCUAACAACCCUAUCAGAGGCCAUUCAAAAGAAUGACUAUUUAUUACUGCAACUUCAUUCUCAAUGGUUCGUUCAUCAGUCUAUUGCCUUUAGACACAAAUUUUCAUAUUCCUUGCCAUUUCACUAGUCAUGAACCAACUCCACCUGUAUAUAUUGAUCUGAUCAGCCUUCUGCAUCUUGAAAGUGGUAUGGUAGGUUUGUCGUCUUUUGAUCACCUAUCAGAAAUGAGAACAGGAGAUAAUAAUGGUCCGCAACAAAACAAGCAGACAUGCUUUCUUUCAAUGAAGUCUAUUAUUGCUUUUAACAACUUAUUCCACCUCUAAAUUGCUGAGCUUACGUCAAUCAUUAACUAUGAAAAGCAUAAAUACAUCUUUCUAGAACAAGCACUUAUUGGAAUGCCAGUUUUCCAGCUAGACCUGGCCAUGGCAUUAUUUCAGAAAGGAUUAAAAAGAAAA